GACCACUUAGUUAGAUUUCCUAUGUUAUGGUUUUUUUUUUAUAGAAAUUGUUUCAAUUUAAAAUAUUUAUUUAAUGGACAUGGCAAUAGAUUUGUUUAAGUUUGUCAAAUUGGUUUUAAUUUGCUAAACUUUUAUAGUCAAGUUUGGUUAUUUAUUUAAUUUUAGUGUGUUAAAAAUUAGAGUGUAACAUAUCAUCUCUCACGCAGCACAUCAAUGUUUCCCACUUAUCCUAAGAUUAGGCAAUUAACAUCGCAUGUUGAGAUAUUUUGCAGAGAGCAGAUCGCUUUAGUGGAUUUAUUGUUUUCAAUUUUUCUGUUGCAUAGACAUAAGUCUCACUUGGCAGAGAUGAAAAAGGAUAGCACUUGGUGCGGCAAGGGGUCUAGCUUAUUUGCAUGAAAAAUGUGGAAAGAAAAUCAUUCAUCGCGAUGUCAAAGCUGCAAAUAUAUUGUUAGAUCACAACUUUGAAGCAGUCGUUGCUGACUUCAAGUCAGCCAAGUUCAUGGACCACAGCAUGACUCAUAUUACCACAACCGUGGCAGGAACAAUUGGCCAUAUAGCUCCCGAGUACCUUGCCAGUGGUAGGUGUUCGGAUAAAACUGAUGUUUUUGGUUAUGGAGCAUUUCUUCUUGAGCUCAUCACAGGGCACAGAACUGUCGAUCUUCUUGAAGUAGCCGAUGAGGAAGAUAGGAUGUGUGCUGAUUGGGUAAAAAAGAAUUACGAAGAGGGAAGAUGGAAAUCGAUGAUUGAGAAAGAUAGUGGUGGAGGUGAUUUCAUGGACGCAGUGGUGGUGAAGCAGCUGGUGAAAAUAGCUGUUCUCUGCACACAAUACGAUCCCGACAGACGUCCGAGGAUGUCGCAUGUUGUGAGUAUGCUAAAAUGUGGUUGUGGUGUGGCUGAGAGGUCCGACCAGAGGUUCAAAGAAGUGGUCGGAGAAGAAGAGUAUGAUGGCAGCUGUUCUCCUCUGAUAUCAGAAGAACUAUCUGACCCAAGAUGAUCAUGCAAUAUUUCAAGAAUUCAUUGCAAGAAAGUUCACCAUGCUGUGACCUGAUUUUGUUUUGGGACACACUUUAUAAGUUACUUCAAUAGUGAAACUACUUUUCGAUUUGUAGCAAAAUAGGCAGGCUCAAGAUUUUCCAACGAUUGAAAAAUGGACUUAGGCAUGGUUGUUUUCAACGCCAGUGGGAAAUUUGAAGCGUGAAAGAAAAUGCCAAGUCAUAUGUUUCAAUCAUCGGAAAAUUUUGAACUUGCCUAUUAUGUUACAAAUUGAAAAAUUAUGUUAUUAUUGAAAUAAUUUUUAAAAUAAUUGUAAUUUAUCAUCGCAAAA
Molecule: messenger RNA, 1324 nt
Organism: Salvia miltiorrhiza (redroot sage)
Lineage: Eukaryota; Viridiplantae; Streptophyta; Magnoliopsida; Lamiales; Lamiaceae
Product: BRASSINOSTEROID INSENSITIVE 1-associated receptor kinase 1-like
Exons: 2
Coding region: 500-994 (164 amino acids)
Biological process (GO): protein phosphorylation
Molecular function (GO): ATP binding; protein kinase activity
Source: RefSeq, a predicted model, not a curated record